AUGACACUCAUUUCGCAAGCCAUCAAGAACGACCACCGCGAGCUAGAGGAUGCAUAUAGCAAGAUCCUCAGCGCCGCCACGGACGAUGAAAAGCGUCGAUGGCAGAACCAGUUUACCUGGGAAUUAGCCCGCCACUCCAUCGGCGAAGAGUUGCUUGUUUACCCUGCUUUUGAGAAGAAUCUUGCCGAUGGGAAGCAAUUGGCCGAUAAAGAUCGUGCUGAACAUCAAAAAGUCAAAGAACUCCUCUACAAAUUCCAAGGCCUCCAACCCAAAGACCACGAAUUCACACCAACCCUAAGAUACCUCUGGUCCGAUCUGUCGCAACACAUCAGGGAAGAAGAAAAGCACGAUCUCGUACAGCUCGAGAACGCGCUCCAACAAGCCGACUCUGAGAAAUUGACUACCAAAUUCAAUCGCACCAAGAAAUUUAUUCCGACUCGUAGUCACCCCGAUGCUCCCGAUAAGCCACCCUUUGAGACUGUGGCGGGAUUGAUGGCGGCACCGUUGGAUCAUUUGUCAGACCUGUUUAGGAAGUUUCCUGGGGAGUCGAAGAGUGAGUUGCCUCCUUAG
This is a messenger RNA of Talaromyces stipitatus ATCC 10500, 570 nucleotides long. Its product is annotated as HHE domain protein. The record is from RefSeq and is a predicted model, not a curated record. NCBI's taxonomy places the organism in Eukaryota, Fungi, Ascomycota, Eurotiomycetes, Eurotiales, Trichocomaceae. The transcript has 2 exons. Bases 1 to 570 code for a protein of 189 amino acids.